Varroa destructor (honeybee mite) is the source of this 2992-nucleotide messenger RNA. RefSeq names its product F-box/LRR-repeat protein 6-like. Gene Ontology annotation, molecular function: protein binding. NCBI's taxonomy places the organism in Eukaryota, Metazoa, Arthropoda, Arachnida, Mesostigmata, Varroidae. The record is from RefSeq and is a predicted model, not a curated record.
ACUAAGACACCGAAAGUCGCCAAUGAGGUCGUCCAAAAUCAAGCAGGCUCUUCACCAGCUCAGCUUGGGAAAAAGCCUGAAACGAAAUUACAGCUGGUAAUACCUAAGAAACGAAAGCAUUCGAAAAAAGAUAAGGACGAAAAGGUUAAGAAGCGUGGCCGUCGUAAGAAGAGCAUUAUGGUGGCAGAGAAUGUUGAAGGAUCAAAUUCUCUCAAACUUGUUCUUAAGAAAAAGCCCGAAGUUUCCGACCCUGUUUACAAUGGUCCCCCGCCCUGCGCACCGGGUUUAUGGAAUCGACAAAUACCUCGCGAGGUGCUGCUAAAAAUUUUCCGGCACGGCGUUGAAAAAUUUGGAGUCCUACCUUUCCUCAUCACCGUUCGAGAAGUUUGUCCGGAAUGGAGGGCUGUUGCGGAGGACGUGUCCUUAUGGGAGAAGGUGGAUAUGUCAAUAGUCAAGGUGACGGAAGCGCAGUUAACACGGUGGGCCAGUUCCGGUAUGCUGAAAAGGGUGCGCGAGCUCAACUUGUCAAACUUCGGGCCAAAAAUAUCUCAUGGUACCAUCACGAAUGUGAUUAACAAUUGUCCUCGUUUAGAGGUACUUAAUCUUUCGUACAACAACAAGCUUUCCAUGGAGACGAUGGAAUAUAUCGUUAACAAAUGCGAUCGGCUACGCGGUCUCGACAUUUCGGGAACGACCAAGAACCGGGGCGCUAGUACUUGUUCGACGUGUGCACCAAAUGUUCUUAAGAGCCUUAUUAUCAAACGGGGAGAAAACCUCGUUCAGUUGUGCCUCGCGGAGAACGCUGUUGCCUCCCUGAAUAGCAUCCUCAACUUGAUACCUAGUUAUCUUUCGAGGUUACAAAUACUGGACUUGUCCAAUAUCACAAUGACCUGUUGUAUGAUCUUUCCGCUCGAGCGAAUCCAGGAGACGUGCUCCGACCUUCGGGUCCUUCGAUUAGCAAAUACACAGGUGAGGUUGGCAGCAACACCCCCAGCGGAGCAAGCCCGGUCACCUGGCUUCCCUUUGCUUGAAGAGCUUUCGAUAGCCAACCUUUUCGAUCUCGGUGAUUCGGCACUUGAGCGUAUCCUCAAAGCAUCCGAAAAACUCACACUAUUGGAUGUACGGAACUGUAAAGGCCUCAGUGUGUCGGGCCUUAUCAAGAUACCCGCCUGGGACCUAACGCAAUUGUACCUAGCCAAUUGUGAUGCAGCAACCAACCCUAAUGUUGAACUGAUCAUGAAUAAGUGGGCGCACAGUCUAAAAGUGAUCGAUGUAAGUUGGGUGUCGCAUGAUACGGCAAUCAACGCGGCGUUGCGCGCUCUAGCGACUCAUUCGGAAACGCCAUCGAGCGUUUAUGAUCUGGACUUGAAGGGUUCAUCGGUAUCAUUUUCCACGCUGAAAAUUGUCCUCGACCGGUGUCAGCGGCUGAGAAAGCUGAAUCUCACAUCCUGUCGUAGUCUGCCGCGAGGGAUUAAACGCGUUUUUGAAGGUCCUGCAGUGGUCGAACUGCGCACGCAGGUGUUAACCGGCAAGUUCGAUGAGAACGAGUGAAAUCUCAUCAUUGAAGCAACAGAGGUUGUCCAUCGCAACCAUGGCUCAACGAUGCAUCUCCAUUUCAAUGUUAACCUUCCGUGUAAAUGUGUUAGCACUGCGGAAGAGCCCCAGCGAACCAACUGCUACAAAGACUGGCUAAUUAGAGAAACGAUCGUCAAGUGAGCAGUGCAAGUUUGUAUGAUUUUGACUGUAUAUCAUCAUUAUUUCGCUAUCAUAUUACUUACGUAAGGGAGGUACCUAUAUAUAGAGAGGACGAUUGAAUAUAUAUAUAUAUAUAUAUAUAUAUAUAUAUAUAUAUAUAUAUAUAAACGCUCUUAAAGGCCUUUUUAGUCACUUCCUUUUAUUAAAAAGUACUUUUUCAUUCGAAGUUAUUACGGGGCCGUUUUCUCUCUUAAUUUGAACUCGAAACAAGGUACUUAUCAAUUUCGGGCUGGAUUUAGUACAACUAUAAUUUAUAGCCGCAAUGCUUAAGGCUGUAUUGUCUCUUCUCAACUAUGCAACACUCGAAAUUGGAGUCAACUCCAGACAUCCCAUCUAGUAUUAUAUAAGCACAUAAAUUUCAAGUGGCUUUAUGCACUACGUUGAGUUGUUCUACCUUACGUCAGUGAUAUUUCUUUCAAGGAAAUGUAUUUCAUUUUUAUGUUUGGUUUUCAACAGCAAAGAAAAAACACAAAAUAUAAAUAGGUGUCUCUGAAAGUGUUGUGGGCCAAUAGUGAUCGAUAAAGUCGGAUAAAGCUGACAGAUACUACAGGUACCAAGUAACUGACUACUCGACGGCUAGCAAUUGCAUCACUUUGGCUCCAGGAAUGCAUAAGAUAAACAUACAACCUAACUCGACUAAGUGCCACCCCGCCAUUCGUUUGUGUUCCCAGUGGUCUUUGAAAGGGAACUGCGUGGACUCGUGAUGCACUUCAAGGCUUGUUAAUUAGUUUGUUUGCAUCCAUUGUGUGUCACGUAUGUGGCCGGUAUUGUGUGCCUGAACCUGAAUGUUUGCAGGGCGGAAGCAAUUAAAAACUAUGUGGUGUGCAUGAAUUACUAGGAUUCUGUAUGUGAAAUGUAUGUUUGUGGUGAUGUGCUUGUGUUUCUGCAAAAUGUAGAAUGUGCGCAGUAUAAGAUUGUUGUACGCAUGACCGAUUGCACGACAAAGGGUAAUCGGCAAAGAAAAAUGAUGAUUCUGAUGGGGCUGAUGAGAGACCAUGUGAGAAUAUAGCUACAAAACAAGGACCGGAAAAGGUAACAGCAGAUGCAAAAAGAGGCACUACCACUUCGACUACUAGUACUAUAUGAACGUUUCAAGUUUUACAUUCAGUUCUGAAGCCGUUAAGCAUAGAUUCAGAUUAACAGCCACAUUUCAGAUGAAUUAUUGUAUGGAAAAUGUAAUGUAUUUAUGCGUGAGUACGAAUACAUGAAGGAGUUUACGAAGACGAUGGUCCAGUGA